This is a messenger RNA of Prunus dulcis (almond), 4239 nucleotides long. Its product is annotated as disease resistance protein RPS4B-like. The transcript is spliced from 8 exons. The record is from RefSeq and is a predicted model, not a curated record. The coding region runs from base 1 to 4239 and encodes 1412 amino acids. Gene Ontology annotation, molecular function: ADP binding. NCBI's taxonomy places the organism in Eukaryota, Viridiplantae, Streptophyta, Magnoliopsida, Rosales, Rosaceae. Gene Ontology annotation, biological process: signal transduction; defense response.
AUGGAUUCAAUUACCAUUCAUGGGGCUUCUUCCUCUUCCUCUUCUUCUUCUUCUUUCCCCCAUUCAUGGACAUACGAUGUCUUUCUAAGUUUUAGAGGCGAGGAUACACGCUACAAUUUUACAGACCAUUCGCAUAGCAGUUUGGACCGGAAGGGGAUCAACACCUUCAUGGAUAAUGACGAGCUUGAAAGAGGAACAGAUACAUCACCAGCGCUUCUCAAAGCAAUUCAAGGGUCGAUGAUUUCACUCAUCAUAUUCUCUGAAAACUAUGCAUCCUCUACGUGGUGCUUGGAUGAACUCGCCCAUAUCAUUCAAUGUAGAGAAUCAAAGCAACAAAUGGUUUUUCCAAUUUUUUACAAAGUGGAUCCCUCCCAUGUACGGCACCAGAGAGGUACUUUUGGGGAGGCAAUUGCUAACCAUGAAUGCAACUUCAAGAAUGAUAUUAAUAAGGUGCUGAGAUGGAAAGCAGCUCUAGUAGAAGCAGCAAAUUUGUCCGGGUGGCAUUUCUUACACGGGCAUGAAUCUAAAUUUAUUCAUGACAUCGUUGAAGAGAUUUCGGUACGUGUAUUAAAUGAUACUGCCUUUAAUGUGGCAGAUCACCCAGUUGGAAUCGAGUCCCGUGUACGACAUGUGGUUAAGCUUUUACGUGCUGGGGAAAAUAAUGUUUGUAUGGUAGGGAUAUGGGGAAUUGGUGGAAUAGGCAAGACAACAAUUGCUAGAGCUGUUUACAAUACAAUUGCCCAUAAAUUUGAAGGUAGCUGCUUUUUGGACAAUGUUAGAGAAGAAUCAAUGCAACAUGGAGGCCUAGUUAAACUACAAAAGAUUAUUUUGUCUAAGAUUCUAGGAGGGAAAGACUUGGAGCUGGCCCAUGUUCAUGAGGGAAUGAAUGUGAUAAAGAAAAGGUUGAGCAAGAAAAGGGUUCUCAUAAUUGUUGAUGAUGCAAACCAAGUAGACCAACUGAAGAAAUUAGUUGGAAGGUCUGAAUGGUUUGGUAACGGUAGUAGAAUAAUCAUAACAACUAGAGAUAAGCACUUGCUCACUGCUCAUCAAGUUAAUCUAAUAUACAAUGUCAAGGAAUUAGAUGAUCACGAAGCUUUUGAUCUCUUCAGUGCGAAUGCCUUUCCAGGAGAAAGACGACUUUCAGAUGAUCAUAAGAAGCUCGCUAGUACUGUAGUGCAGUAUGCUCGAGGCCUUCCCCUAGCUCUAGUAGUUUUAGGUUCACUUCUAUGUUGUGGAAGUAUUGAGGAACGGCUAGAUGCAUUAGAUGGUUGCAAAAAAAUUCCUAAUCCUGAUCUUCAAGAAGCUCUUAAAAUAAGUUAUAAUUCAUUGGAAGAUCAUGUGAAAGAAGUUUUCCUUGACAUUGCAUGUUUCUUUAAAGGUGAAGAUAAGGACCAUGUGAUACAAAUACUAGAGGGUUGCGGCCUCAACCCUAAGUAUGGUCUCAAAGUACUCAAAGAAAAGGCCCUCAUAAAUGUUAAUGAAGACAAUAGUAUUUGGAUGCAUGACUUGAUAGAAGAAAUGGGAAAAGAAAUAGUUCGCCAAGAGUCACCACUUAAACCUGGUAAACGUAGCAGAUUGUGGUCUCCCGAGGAUGUUUAUCAGGUCUUAACAGAAGGCAGAGGGACAAAUAAAAUUAAGGGCAUCAUGAUAAAGUUGCCUCGACGAGAUGGCAUACGAUUGAGUUCUUCAAGCUUCUCAAAGAUGAUAAAUCUUAAACUCUUUAUAAACAGUAAUGCACACCUUUCUGGAGAGAUUGGUUUUCUGCCCAAUGAAUUAAGGUUUAUUGAUUGGCCUGAAUUUUCGUUUGAAUACUUACCAUUUGAUUCUUAUCCGAAGAAGCUUCUUAAGCUGAAUAUGCCUCGCAGCUACAUGUCAGGACUUGGGGAAGGAUUCAAGAGUUUGGCAAACCUGAAAUCUAUCAAUUUGGAAAGCUGCCAGUUCCUAACAAAAUUCCCUGAUGCCUCUGGAUUCCCCUACUUAAAGGAGUUGAAUCUAAACUACUGCAUAAGUUUAGUUAAGGUUCAUCAUUCUGUUGGAUUCCUUGACAAGCUUGUUGCCUUGAGUCUUGAGGGAUGCGACAGCCUUACUUCGUUUCCAACCCGAAUCGCCUUGAAAUCUGUCAAAAAUAUAAAUCUUAGAGGUUGCAGGAUGCUCAAUUAUUUCCCUGAGACUGUGGAAAAGAUGGAGUGCAUAACAUUCUUGGAUCUAUCCCACUCUGUCAUCACAGAGUUACCUUCAUCAAUUGGAUAUCUCGUUAGCCUCGAAGUGUUAACUUUAGCGGAGUGUCAAAACCUUACAAAUCUGUCAUGCAGCAUUUACGAGUUGCAACAUCUAAAGAGUGUUAGUCUCUUUAGAUGCCAAAAUCUUGCUAAGUUUCGAAAAUGGAGUGCGAAUUCACUUCCUACUAACUCAAAUAUAUCACCUGAAUUGCGCUAUCUUAACCUGAGUGGUUGCAAGAGCCUUCAAGAAAUUCCUGAACUUCCACCAAAAGUGGAACGGGUAAAUGCUUCUGGUUGUGUUUCACUGGAACGAUUUGCAAAACUGUCAAGCAUCUUGGAGCAUAAAGAGGAACAAAUGAUCGAAUAUGUCAUAUUGUUUGAUUGUCAGAAACUAUGUGACAAUCUGGCUCAUGAAGCGUCAAAGAUAGAAUAUAAUUCAUUGAAUAAGGUCAGCCUCUGCUCUGUUUUUCUCUCCUCUAAGCAAUCUCAAUUCCUGGUUGUAUUUCCCGGAAGCGAAGUUCCAAAGUGGUUCAGCCAUCGUGAAGAUUUGUAUGAGCUAAGUGAUAAAUAUGAGUUUUCUUUUAAAAUCCCUCAGAAUUUCAAACUGGAGAACAGCGGAUUGGCUAUCUGUGCUGCUGUUGAAAUUAACAAGGAAUUGAAAGAUACUAUACAAAGUAAGUUUGGUGUUGAAACUAGCCAAAAAGAGAAAGACAAUUCACAAAGUAAUUUUGGUCGUUGCUCGUUUACAGCUAGAAUUGACAUGAAUACAGAAAGUGUUGCGGCACAUUCGAUUUUCUUUGAACAAACAUAUUUGGAAUCAGCUCAUGUGUGGCUGCUUUAUGUUCCAUUUGUUAAGUUUGUGCAAUGUCCAUUGCCUCCUUUUUUGUGCCGAGUUAGUUUGGAACAUACUACCCAGGAUUUGGUGUGCUGUAAAAGCUAUGGGGUCCACCUAGUAAUGCCACAAGAUGAAGACUUGGAAGAUGAUGAAGAUGAUGAAGAAGAUUUGAAAUCGGCAGAGUGUAUUAAUAGUAGAGGUUGCAGAAUGCUUGAGCAUUUUCCCGAACUUUUCAUCUAUGAGCUCAAAGAUCUACUUUCUGUCAAUCUGUCUGGAUGCCGAAAUCUUUCUACUUUUCCAAAAUGGACUGGAGGGUCCCUUCCAAAUAACUCGAGUAUUUCAAACUUGUGGCAUGUUCGUGUGAGGGGUUGCAAGGGCCUUCAAGAAAUUCCGGAACUUCCACCAAAAGUGAAAUAUGUGGAUGCGGCUGACUGCAUAUCAUUGGAACGAUUUGCAAAAUUGUCAAGCAUCUUAGAGAAUAAAGAUUCACAAAUGAUCAAAUCUGUAUCAUUGCUUAAUUGUAAGAAACUGUGUGACACUCUGGCUCAAAACGUCACGAAGAUUGAAAACAUUCUACUGAAUGAGGGGAGUCUAUGCUCUGUCUUUCUCACUUCUAAGCAAUCUCAAUUCGACAUUGUAUUUCCCGGAAAUGAAGUUCCAAAGUGGUUCAGCCAUCGUGAGGAUUUGUAUGAGCUGAUUGAUAGAUCAGAAAACCCCAACUUUUCUGGAACUCCGAACUUGGAGGACUUGAAUGGUACAAGUUUGGUUGAGGACAUAUCACUGGAAAGAUUUUCAAGGUACGGGAGUUCAAAUACGAAUUACAUGACUACUUCAAGUCUUUUGAAUCAGCAUGAGAAGGAUGGUAAACAAUUUCCAGAUGUUUACACUUUUGGUGAGGUCUAUACGAAUAAGUUGGGAGAAUGGAAAAGUAAAGUGGCCAAGGCCCAAUGUAAUGAAAUGAUUGCCAAGAAGACUGCCUACGUGGAGGCGUUGGCUUCCCAGUAUCCUAAGGGCACUCCAGUUGAGGAUUACCCAUUCCUAAGGAGGCAUGUCGUGAUAAUGGACACGCUAGGUGUUAGGCAUGGACGAGAGAUGCGAGGAUUGAGAUUUGGUAGGUUUCAUGAGGGUGGAUCAGGUUCUUCUCAUAGAUAUGCUGCAUUGAUAGGGUGCAGGAGGCACAGUUGA